Molecule: messenger RNA, 2490 nt
Organism: Brenthis ino (lesser marbled fritillary)
Lineage: Eukaryota; Metazoa; Arthropoda; Insecta; Lepidoptera; Nymphalidae
Source: the annotation of a GenBank genome assembly
AUGACUAAUUACUUCAUUUAUGCAAAAGAUUUUUCCGGUUCGACGCACUACGAUACUCAUUACCACAGCAACGGCUUGCAAACCUUAGAACAAUUCAAAAAAGACGUAGAAAGAAUCAAAACAGAACUAUUAGUUGCUGGAGAACCUCCAACAAACUCGAAAAUAAUUUACUUGCACUGGGGAAAAUCCUGUUACGAAGUCGACGAAGACAUAACUAGAACAAAAUACAUUGAAAGGCAAGGUGAUGAACCUGCGACAGAGCCAAUAUCAAUUGUCAAAUGGAUUCAAGAAAAUUAUAACAUCUGCAGUAAAACUAACAAAAUCAAGUUACUGUACAUCAUCACAGAUGGUUUAAUUGAUUACCAGUGUGCAGAUGAAUGCUUCAAACAGAACGAGAACAAGCAUUACGAAAUGGUUGUAUUCCACGCAUUCAAUCAAAAUUUGGAUGCAAUCGACCUUUCUGUAGCUGCAUCUUUUUUCAAGAGCCGCUGUAUGAUUUAUCGAAAUUACGAACUCUUUGAUAACAUCGAUCUUUCCAACGAGUUUGACUACGAUAAGAUCAACGUUAACAAUUUUGCAGCGGAAAAAGAUCAAUUGAAGUCUUAUAUCAGAUUUAAGUUCAUCAAUAAAAUGAAUCACGAUGCUCUAGCUUUGCGAGAAAUCGAUAAAUUAAAGAAGUUGCGCAAUCGACUGUUCGCCGAGUUGUCACUGAAAUCACAAAAGAGUGACCUAGAUACAAAGGACAGAAAUAUAUUCCUGUUUAAAUUUGCUCGCACGAAGUGGUACAAAAACCUCACUACUGACAUCCAUAAUGAAAAGGUUGACAUCGAGAAAUGUAUUUCGACUCUGAUCAAUUACAUAGUCAGCGAAAAAAAAUCCUACUCGUUCGAUGAAUUGAAGUUUGAAACGAAAUUUGACAAUCCUAUAGAAGAGCAGCCGAUUGUUGAUGUUAACUUCCCAGCCGAACAAGAAAUUCAAUUCCCUGAUAUCAUUCUGGAUGACGACAAAGGAAUCCCUGUUGUUAUUCUAACGGAGUUUAGUCUGCUGGACAAAAUUAUAUUCCAUAGAACAAGUACGACUGAUGUGUCACCUGCCAGUUUUAGCAAAUUCAAAUCAGCUAUGGAGUGUCCGUUGUUUUUGGUAACCGAUUCAGGGAUCAGUGAGUCAAUUGGUUACUUUUACACUUUGAAUGCUUACAAACAGAUGUUGGUACAUAAUACAAAAACUGAACCGCGAACACGAAGACCGUUUCACGGCGGCCUUGUGCUGAUAGACACAGAUCAUUUUGAUAAUUAUAACGAUUACAUUUUGUCUGCGACGUACUUUGAUUUCAAAAAGGUUAAGUACAAUAUUGGGUUGUUUUAUUUCGUGCUGUGGAAAAAUUGUGAGAACAAAGAAUGGAUGGAUAAGAACGUUGUUGAACAGUUCAAGAAAUAUGCUAUGCGACGUAUCAAUAAAACUGUGUGCAAAAUUGGACUAUCGUCUUUGCCACUAGAUCCUGACGAAAACACAUCGUUGCUAACUGCGUUGUGGUACUGCGUUGAAUUGUCUUCAUGCAUUUUCAAAAAUGAUAUUUAUAAUUUCAUGCACGAACGCUUGAGAAUGUUCUACGGCGUAGCGCAUUCUAUGAUCGAAAUCUUGAAGUGGUUUAAUUAUGAUUUAGAUCUGGAGUCUAUUGAAAAGCGUAGGAAUCUAAUUAGCAAUGUGAUGAUUUUGAAGAAAAUUCCAAAUCGUACAGAGAAACUUUAUUAUUUGUUGAAAAAAAUUUUUAAGACUGAAGACGGUUUUCUUGUGAGUGAAAUUGAAAGGCCGCAAAAUCUGUACAUACUCAAUUUUCUUAAAUUAGAUCACAAGGGAAUGUUGCACGAUGAUGUGAUAGAAGAAAAGGUUCAUUUGAAUGACUACGUACAUUUGAUGCAUUAUGUAGGAGAUACGAGCAAAUUCAAAGCCGAGGAGGAUACGUUUGUAAUUUGUGAAAAAACAUUCCGUCCCUUUUUUAUUGUCGAUCAAAACAAGUCAUUUUACACCGAAUUAGUCAAGAUUACAAAGAAAGUAGUUAUCAAUAAUGAUGACGACAAAGAUAGAAUUGAAGUGACCUACAAUGCUGUCGAUUCACUUGAGUUUAGUAAAAUUUUGUCUCUAUACAAUCUUUUUAUUAAUUGCGUAAAGGAUUCCGAGAAAUAUCCUAACUUACCUGAGUACAUUGAUUAUAUUCUCAAGAGAAAGAAAUUUUAUUGUGAUUUGGUAACAAUUUUUCCGUCUAAUGUUUAUGUUGCCGCUGUAGAAGUGUAUGGGCGUUAUCAGAGAAUGUUGAAUAAGGUUCAUGUCAAUGAAUUUAUUAAAGUGUGCAAAGCAUAUGUUAAUCGAAGUGAAAGGAUUAAAGCCGAAGAAAUAAUCAAGUUCAGUAAUGACAGAGAAAUUAACGAAUUUAUUUCUAGCGAGGAAUUGAAAGUUCAUUUAAGAAAGAAACCGAAAAAAAUGGAUCUGCUG